Messenger RNA from Grammomys surdaster, 2329 nucleotides. RefSeq names its product SprT-like N-terminal domain (gene Sprtn). Gene Ontology annotation, biological process: DNA repair. The record is from RefSeq and is a predicted model, not a curated record. The transcript has 5 exons. Gene Ontology annotation, molecular function: metalloendopeptidase activity; polyubiquitin modification-dependent protein binding; single-stranded DNA binding. Gene Ontology annotation, cellular component: nucleus. Bases 156 to 1649 code for a protein of 497 amino acids. Lineage: Eukaryota; Metazoa; Chordata; Mammalia; Rodentia; Muridae.
CCUGUGCCCGCGGGGCAUCGCCGAGCCACCUUCCGUUAGGCGUUCGAAGCGAGCCCGCGCGACGGGACAGCGGGGCCGGGACGUCUCGCGAGAUCCGUGCCCCGCACGAGCCCGACCGGCGUCUUGGGAGCGGUUGAGGUGGUGGGAGCAGCGUUAUGGACGAGGAUCUGGUGGUCGCGCUGCGGCUGCAGGAGGAGUGGGACGUGCAGGUGGCGCGGCGCGCGGCGGCGGCGCGGGAGCCCGUGUCGUUGGUGGACGCGUCCUGGGAGCUGGUGGACCCCACCCCGGACCUGCAGGCGCUCUUCCUGCAGUUUAACGAUCGCUUCUUCUGGGGUCAGCUGGAGGCGGUGGAGGUGAAGUGGAGUGUGCGCAUGACGCUGUGUGCUGGGAUCUGCACCUAUGAAGGGAGAGGAGGCAUGUGCUCUAUCCGUCUCAGUGAGCCCCUGUUAAAACUAAGACCGAGAAAGGACCUCGUAGAGACUCUUUUGCACGAAAUGAUACAUGCCUACUUAUUUGUCACUAAUAAUGAUAAAGACCGGGAAGGACACGGCCCAGAGUUCUGUAAACAUAUGCAUCGAAUCAACCAACUGACAGGAGCCAACAUAACGGUCUACCACACUUUCCACGACGAGGUGGAUGAGUACCGCCGGCACUGGUGGCGCUGCAACGGGCCCUGCCAGCACAAGCAGCCCUACUACGGCUAUGUGAAGCGUGCCACCAACAGGGCACCCUCCGCUCACGACUACUGGUGGGCUGACCACCAGAAAACUUGUGGAGGCACUUACAUAAAAAUCAAGGAGCCCGAGAACUAUGCUAAGAAAAACAGAGGAAAGACAAAAGCAGGCAAGCAGCCAGCAUCGUCAGUAGAGAAUAAAGACACGCUGUGUAGAGGGGAGGUCCAGCCGCUCGUCCCGUUCAGUGGGAAAGGCUAUGUUCUCAGAGACACAAGCACUUGUCCUUCAGCGGGGAAGCUGAACACCUCACACAUGGUUAAUGAAGCCAAAGGGCUCUCAAGUCAAGACCAGUCACCGAGUGGCCUGAGGCUCACUUCCAACUUUGAGGUGAAAUGUGAACAGAAUGGUCUCCCAAAGAAACCUCAUCUUGUCACCCCUCUUCCCACUGCUAGUCACCAAAGUGUCCUGAGCAGCUACUUCCCCAGAGUCUCUGUUGCCAACCAAAAGGCUUUCAGAAAUGUGAAUGGAUCCCCAGUCAAGAGCGGGACCACUGGGGAUGGUACCAAGCUUUCUGCCUCAGCAGGCUCUCAGAGAAAGGUUCCACCUUCCAGGGCAUCCCUGAGAAAUGCCUCCAAAGUCACGGCAUCAGCAUCAGCAACUGUGACAUCUGCAGCUGGGACACCCACAGCCAUGUCCCGAGAGGAGAGUGGGUCUGAAGACCAAUUCCUAAGCAAGCGACCCAGGUUGGAGGACAGGACUGCUUUGGAUAAUAUCAAAGAGCAAACACAGAGAGGUGGUGACCUUCAGAAUAGCUCACGGCCCACAGCCGCCAGCACACCUCGGAGCUCCGGCAGUCAGCGAAGGCUGGUCAACUGUCCAGUGUGUCAAGGCGUGGUUUUGGAGUCGCAGAUUAAUGAGCACUUGGACCGCUGCCUGGAAGGCAACAAAACCAACCUGCGACCUCGAAGAGUGUGAGAUGGAGUGGGUCCUACACCGCCUGUCAUUUUGUGGUGGUGUCACCUGGCAGGUGAAGGACCUGUGGGUUACAGUCUGACUUACUGCACCAGCACAGUGUCAUGUUUUACAUACACUCAGUGAGCAGUUGUAGUUGAAGUCUGCGUCUCCAUCCAGGGGUGUCCCUGCAAUAGCAGAUGCACAGGAAGAUGAGUCGGGGCAGCAUCAGCCCAUGCGUGACCUGGUAAUGCAGGCAGCCUCUCAGGAGCUUCGGUGUCAGUGGGGCGUGUUCAGCCACGCCUUACCAGGACAUGGGCUCCAUUUGUCUGGUGUUCGUGUAUGGCUGUAUGUACUUUUGGGUUUGUUUGGUUUGGUUUGUUCAUGAAGGUUUUAGAGUACUUACUAUUUUUAUUUAUAUAUUCUCAAGAUAGGCUUAUCAGGAGUCCUGACAGUUGAAUACUUUUAAUGUUAAGCUCCAUUCUCUAAGCUGAUGUUAAACUUUUUGAGGUCUGACACUUUGUUCAGAUAGUAUGAAAAACAAUAGUUGUCCUAAAAGUACUCAGAGUUUUGUCUUUUUUAUUUUAAAAUCCUAACAGCAGAUAAACUUUCUAUAUUUUAAAAGAUUUUACUUUCUACAUAAAGGUGGUAGCAAAUUUUAAAGACUUCUAUAUUCUCAGUAAUUUAUAUUUUAAAUAUAAUAU